Messenger RNA from Gryllus bimaculatus (two-spotted cricket), 5587 nucleotides. NCBI's taxonomy places the organism in Eukaryota, Metazoa, Arthropoda, Insecta, Orthoptera, Gryllidae. The record is from the annotation of a GenBank genome assembly.
GAGAUCCGGGAAUAACUGCUGGCAAAAUGUGGAGCUGGCUGCCUCCAACAGAUUACUUUCCUUCGCAACCAGAGAAGAAAUAUGACAUCAAAGAACCACAAUAUAUGUGCAGAGUUUGUGGAAAAGCAUUCCGCAGCCAGAAUUCGUGUUAUGACCACAUGGCUAUUCAUCGUGGCACUUCAAAAUGUAGCAUUUGUGAAUGUGUUCUUAGCCGAAAAGCUAAUAUGAAGCGCCACAUGAGAUUUGUUCAUGGUGUUUUUGAUACAGCAUGAAGAGUACUGUGUUUAAAAAAACAGUGUAUAGGCACUAUUCAAAUUCUGUUGUUGAUUAUAUUUUUUUAUCUUGAAUAAUGUAUUUGAAGUUUGUUUCAUUCAGAAUUGUAACAGAAGUUUUGAAAAAGUUUGAAUUUUAUCACUUAAGAUUCCUUAAUCUAAAAUUUUGUUGUGCUUUCUUUAAUUUGGGAUUACCAAAUAUUAUACCAUAUAUUUGUGAGAUUAGAUUUUUUCAUACUUUAAGAUCGUUAUUUUCAUUUAGAAAUAGAGAGCAUCAUAUUUAGGAGUUUUUAGCAUUUUCUUCCAUUAGGUAUGAAUUGAGAAAAUUUUGUCUGCUAGCCUAACAGUGGUGUUUUCAUUGUGAAGUGAUAAUAGCAUGAGGUUUUCUUAUUCCUCUGUGAAUUUUACUAUUGAAUUUGUGGAUGAAUAUUAGCUUUUGGCUUCCUAAGUAUAGAAUAACACCACAAGUAUAUAUGUGACACACUAGGUGGAUUUUAAUUUUCUCUGAAAAUGAUUUUAUGUAUCUUAUUUGGAAGUGAAAGAGUUCGUGAAGUAAAUGGUGAAUGGGGCUCAUUAGGUUUAAUCCUUCCUGUCGCAGGCUUUCUCAGGCAUCACCUCAUCAAGAUGGGAGUGCACGGGAAAUUGUGUUGGCAGUGCAAGCACAAGCAUCGCACCACUCAAAAGGGGGCCUUCCGUCAGACCCGCUUCAUGUGUUGGGAGUGUAAUGUUUGCCUUUGUAAAGACCUGUGUUUUGAAGAAUAUCAUGCUGAAACUGGUAUUCCUAUUAGUUGAUGUUAAGGUAGUGAAAACAGAUAACUGGUGUUCUGCUGAGCUGGCAGGUUUACGCUUGUUCAGCCUCCAUGCUAACUACUUCCCAGACAACCUUUCAUUUUGCAGUCCACUCACCUCCCUUUGUAACAUUCAGCUUUUGCUUCUGGUGAUACCUUGCCUCUUCCCUUUUACAGUGCCUCUCAUGACGAUCAUUAAACAAGAAUUUGUAGGUGUAAUUUGAUGAAACAAUGUGCAAAAGAUUGUAUUAGGACAUUUUGACUGAUGUGUUGUUCAGUGAGUUAAAAUGAACCUUGGCAUAAAACUGUAAAAGAAAUUGUACUCUUUGUGAAAUACUUUUUGUAUUUUCAUAUUCCUUGUAAAAUCAGUGUUUGAAAAAUAUGUAUGUUUAAAAUAUGUUUCUUGUACCUCUACUUCUUUACUUCGUGUGUAUUAAUACAGUUUCUUUAGAUUCCAAAGAACUUUCUGAUUACCCUUUGCCUUUUGCACUUUGCGAUCACUUAAUGAAGAAAUGACUACAGAAACCAAAGAACAUAUCUUAUUCAUGUAAUAAUCGAGAACCUAUGCAGGCUUGACAUACAUUAUGGUGUAUCAUAGGCAUUGAGUUUCAUUUUCAUACUUGUGAAAUUAAAAAAUAUCAUUUGGUAGUGGCUUAAAUUGAGGUGAUAUUUGCCCUCUAUUCUGUUUUUAUUAUGCCUUUAAGUUCAUUGGCUUUCUAUGUAAACAGGGAAUUACUCUCCAAGAAAACAUUGUUGGUGACAAAUAAUCUGCCACACUUUCAAGGUAGUAAACUUAAUUGCUUUUGAAAGUUUCACUGAAUUCUCUGGAAUAUUUAUCAUAAUUAACAUACGGUUUGUUAGUUCCUUGUUUGACACAAUACAGUAAUUGAUGGCAUUUGAGGCUGUAAAUACCGUUGGGAAAUGUGUUGGCAUUCAACUAUGCUGCUGGAGCUUAAUUUGCAAUUUGAUAAUCUCAAUGGCAUGCACAGGGUUGAGGGGGGGCUCAUGGGGCUUCAGUCCACCCCCCACCCCAAACACGACACACAUUCACAAAGAUAGUUUUUAACUAACAUCUUGUUUGACUGUGUCAUUAAUAGAGCCCGUACUAUCAGGCCCUUAUUUUUUCUAAAAUAGUCAUGCUAAAAGGCAUUUAUUUUUACUAAUAUAUGCAUGCAAAAAGGCAUUUAUUCUGGAAGUAGGUGUGUAAAAAAGGCAUAUAAACAAUGAAAAAUCACAUUUAAAAGGAAUUAUUGUAAUAUAUUAGUUAUUAAAAUGAUUGACAUUUCUAUUCUAACUACAAUUUGCAUUGUGGUUGCGUAGGCUUCCGCGGCUGGAGUUUAUGUUGGGCUAUCUGGGUCGCGGCUCGUCCCGGAUAGCCCAGCCUACAAUUUGCAUUAGCACUUACAUAUAAAGAAACUAUCUAUUCCUUGUAAUUUGGAUUUCAUGUGACCACUCAGUAUGAUGACUACAAAUUUGUUUUACUUGUUCUCUUUCAAAUGCUACUGUGGACUGUUUUGAAUCUUGAAAUGGCAUCAGUGAAAAUGGAAUUAUAUUUUUCUCUCUUUGCCCUUAUGUAAUUGCUACAGCUGAAAAUGGUGUAUCAUAUACUGAGAGCUCUGUCCUCAGAAGGGAUUGGACACCUUACUCAAAAGUAGGAUGGGAUUUCUCAGAAGUGAUGCAAGCGAGCAGCGGUGUCUGUCAGCAUUUAUGCAAAAAUUUCAAAUAUAUUGAGUGGUAUCAUCCUCCUUUUUCGUUUAUAUAUGUAAUACUCCAUGGCCCUGCAUUUUCUGCUUCCAUAAUAAUCAAAAAUACAAUCAUGGCUUCAUGUUGUCCAGGCUUGCAGGUAUUUUUUUUUAGCUUGUUUGAGUUUGGGGUCGGGCGAAAGAGGCAAACAUAAUGCAACAAAAACAACAAAAAAGUCUAAAUGAAAAUUACUAAAACAACUCCAGAAGAUCAAUUAAGGGUUUUGUUUUGUUGAAGUCACAAAAUUGGAACAAUAAAAAGGCAUUUAGCCAAAUUUAUGGGCUCUAGUUAUUAAUAAAGAUAAAUCAAUAAUUAAAAAUUAAUUUUAAAUUUAGCGUAUAUGAAACAUAUUCUAUGACAAAAUAUCAAGUUUACUGAACACUAAACCUUAACCCUCCCAGUGAAAUAAUUCAUAUUACAUCACUGAAUAAUUACGGGUUCUUAUUGAAGUGAAUAUAAUUAUUUUAAUUUCUUUUGAAUGAAAAUAUUUUCCUAUCUGAUGAAAUAGUUUUCUUUUUUGUAUUUACAAUUCUCGGUUUAAUUAAUUUGGAACACGUUUCCCAUUGAUGCGCUUUAGUAGUGGUCAUAAAAUUAUUGCUCCAGUAUAGUUUUUGAAUUGCAAGGAGGAAAUCAGGAAAGAGCUAAAUUAUUAAUAAUGUAAUACUUCAAAUGUAAUACUCCAGAUAUGUUUUGAAACAUAAGUAAGACUGUUGACAUUAAACAUUGCAAAGAAACACAAGAUUACAUCAUACCUUUGAAUUACAAAAGUCAGCAGGAAGUGUAGAUAAUCGGGGAAUUGGUAAUUUCUUUUUAAAUGGGGGAAAAAAAGAAAAAGAAAAAAAAAAGUUCUUUCAAAAGAUUUUUUCUUUCAAUUGUUGACACAAUUUCAACUGUUUUGUGACAUUAAAUAAAUAAAUCAAUAAAACACUAUUAUUAAACAGUGUGGAGUUGACUAAUAAAUGUUGGGUAAAAACGUGUGAAGUUCACAUGUAUGUACACACAUAGUUUGUUAAUAAAUUUUUGGAGCAGUGCUUACAAUUAUCAUAGAUGUAAUAACUCAGAAAAUAUGAGUAAUGUUACUAUUGCCUGUAAUUAUAAUUAAAUACAUUAUUAAAGAAUUAUUUCUAAUAUCUCUCGAUGAUGUUUUAUAAUUAUUAACACCAUCUGUUGCUGUGUUAGAAUAUUUGUAUAUAAACAGGGGGGAAAUUAAAAUUAUUCAUGUGCUCAUCAGUUUAAUAUUUCUUUAACUUUGCUAUAUUUCAAUUGAAAUAAAUUGUUAGUAACCUGCUGGAAGAUAGUAGUCUCAAGCUCUUGUGUAUGAUAAAAUCUGCAAAUUGUAGAAUUCUUAGAAAAGUUUAUUUAAAGGCAGUUUUGCAUAUUCUUAAUUCUGUCACAUCUUUGUUGAGGUCUCUCAAUUAAAUAUUGUAUCUAUUUCAGUGUGUAUCUGUUAAGAAAUUAGCAACUAUACCCUCAACUAAGUUUUGCACUGAUUGCAAUUUAUGAAAGAGUGUGACCAGUGAAUGUGACAAUGAAUAUACAGUUUUUGCUCAAACUAUGCACUAGAAGCAAAUUAUGCCAAGCAAAUUAUUUGUUCGAACUAUAUUUUUCUUCAGAAUGACGAAUUCAAUGAAUAAACGUUUUAUUUUGCUUUCUUAACAAUAGGAAUAAUUGGAUGCUGAUUUUCUUAUGUAAAAGCUUCAAUGGUAAUUGUGAAUCUAGAAAUUUUCGUUAGGGGUUACAUUUAUUAUGAUGUUCACGAGUUAUUAAAAACUUGUGUUGUGAGAAGUAGUAAGGAAUAUACUUGAAAAGAUCUUUAAGUAAAAUGUGAAUGACAUUAAAUGUUAAUUGCCAGUCCAUUUUCCAGGAGGAACUUUUGUCCAUUUCAUAUUUUGAUACUUUCUACAAGUAGAAGUUAAUAGAUUUGUCAUCACUGAGCAAGAUUUUUUCAAGCAAUGCAUGAUAUGAGACUUAGUUUUGAUAUAUUUUGCAAUGAAAAACCCUUGAAAAGAUCUUGUGCCUUUCGAUGGAAGUGUGAAAGUUGAAGCAAAAUCUCUUCAGGAAUUUUUCUGAAUCUCAUUUUUAGAUGUUUUCUUAGUUGUUAAAUUCUCAAUAGGUUCAGAAAAUUAUUCGGCAAUAUGCCCAAUUCUUUCAGUUGCAAAGAUUUUUUGUUUAACUUACAAAAGGAAAGAUAACCUUAUCUUAUACUCAGUAUUUAGUCAUGAAAAUUAUUUUAAAGAAAUAUAUAUUGUGUCACUUUAAUUUUAAGAGUUAAAUCUCUUGCGAUAUAAAAGUGUAUUUUGAUUAAUAAAAGGAAGAAACAGCUAUCCAUCUAAGCACAGCUCAGAAACACUUUGGGCAGUUGCUUGUGUAGUGUAAAGACUAAUCGAUGAUUAAACACUUAACAUGUCCCAACAAGGUUUCAGAUAGAUAUGUAAUGGGACUGAAAAUGUCAGAAGCUAAGAAUAUUUGGUGUUACCAUGAUAAUCAAUGAUACAAAUUUUAGGUUUUAUCUUUGAUCUGUAAUAUUUGAUGAUUUUAUGACUUGAUAUUUCCAUUGGCCAAAUCCAAAUUUAAUUUAUUAUUUGUAUAUCUUGUUUUUGGUCUUGGAAUUUCUUGUUUGUGUAGGUUACAUUCAUGUAUAAUGGUUGAUAAUUACUUAGAGAUUUCAUAAGUUUUUAUAAUUACUUGUGUAUACUAUUUGAAAUUGUAUGAAAUCGAGUGUUUUCAUGUACGUUUUUUAUUGGUCAGGGAUGUAUUGUGUUGUAAAUGUAAAAGACCUUAUCA